AUGGAGUCAGCCUCGCAGCCUAUUGAAUAUGUCGAGUGUAGACAUCCGCUCUUCGAUGUUGACCAACUCGAAGAGCCUGCCGAGACAGACCAACUAUGCGGGAAACGCAUCAAGACGUUGACCGAUAUUCUGCUCAACGGGGGCAGGGGCGUAUACGACAAGCUGCUGGAUUUUCAUGGCUGGGGUUAUAAGUAUAACACUGAUUCUCAUUCUUCCCUUCAGCCAAGGCGGGCAAAAGUGGCUAUCCUGGUGAAAAUCAUCUGGAAUCAAGCUGAAUAUCACCAGCCCAAGUCAGUAGAAGAACUCUUCAACUGGGAAAGGGACGCCGGCCCUCGAUUGCUGAGACAGGGGUGUGUUCAGGGGUUGAACAAUUACCUACCCAUAAGUAGGCGUUCUCCUGAUCCCCCAAGGGUUUUGCAAGCAUCAAACUCACGGACCCGUGGAUCUGUUAGGACUUCAGGUGAUCUACCGGAGGAGUAUGUGAAGGUUAUGGAGAAACAACUAUUUGGUAUUGGUAGGCUCGACGAAGAGCUUCUGGAACUUGCGACACCAGAAGGGGACCAAACUGAAGAAGAACAAAGCGAACACAUUGAAAGUAGUACUGACAGCUCGGAAGAUUCCGAACAUACAGAGUGGGUCCCUUCAACCAGUCCUGAGGACCAGGAAGUCGAGGAUGAAAUGACCGAACUCGAAGAGGAGGAAACCUCUGACCGUGAUGACGGGGAUCCUAUGGAAGAAUGUUCCUCGGGUGGCAGAACACCAACUCAUACUACAAAAGUGGAAAGCCCUGCUACGCAGCAUAGAGAAAGCUUCUCAGAGAGCCGGAGACCAAGUGGACAGAACACCGAAGGUGUCAGUGACCCUAACACCACAACUUCUACAUCCCAGCAGUUCCGGAGAGCAGAACCACUACCUACCCAGCAUGCUCAGUUAGUUACUGAGGCAGUGCAACGUGCUGUCAUGAAAUUCGCUUAUCACGAGCUUGAACGCCAUCAGACUGCUGCCCCGUUGGACAUGCCACGACAAUGGCUGACCGCCACCUUAAAUACCAUGAACAAUGUCCAGUACAGCUUACACCCAGUAACAGCUGAGGUAGAGCUGCACUUCUCAGACAACCCGCAACGCCCCCGGUAUACCAGGUCUUAUAGAGGCCGAGGCCCUGUUAGCACGAACUGCAGCGAAAGUGCGAUUGGCUGUGCUAUCAUCGCAGGCCGACUGCUAGAUGCCGGGUCCACCAACAUCGACCGCAAGCAGCCGGGCUGGCAGAAUCGCUUCACAGCUACUGAGCGAGCCUUCAUUGAAGCGACCGAUGCUCAAUGGGAUUUUCUCGAUAGAGAAGUGAGUCUUGGGCUAGUCGAAUGCUAUGCUAAGUUGCUCCCAGAAAAUGCUCAACUGGGCACGGGGCCUACUCAGGAUAUGCGAACCGUCUGGCGCACUUUUACGCGUAGUUUUGACCAGUUCGCGUACUCAUACAAUGAAGAGACUACUGCGCACUGUGAGUGUGGGUCAUCCAGGGAUAGCAAAACCACUGUGGAUGGCACCCGCUUGACCACUCUGGCACCGCCUGUGCUCGAGACUGAUCGGAACGGCGUAAGUAUGGAGGAAGUGCUAUCUCGGGUAUUUGACCCUCAGCGCCAGAGAACCUGCAUCGAAUGUAACCACUCGGUUAACUAUGAGAGACGAUUCAAUAACGUCCCCAUGCGCCCGGUAGUGGAACUCGGUCCUAAUGUGUCUAUACGGUCGCAUACAAAGGACAUUACCCUAUCAUAUCAUGAUGAUGCUGGUUUAUUGUGCCUCUUGUGGACUGGUGCCGAACGUGGGGUGCGCUGCACGAACCUGUGUUCGUAUGAAAGCCAUUUGCACGACGGAGCCAUACUUGGACUUCCCAUGGCAGAAACCCGCCCGGACCAAGUGCCUGAGCAUUUUUGGAGGAAUCAGCAGAUCCCCUUGCUCUUCUACGAGCGGGUUAUGAACCCGAGUAUUGGCGAGCUCCAAGUAGCUGUGAGUGCAGUUAGCGGCAUGCUAGAGUCUGCCUCCCAGGGUGAGCUUUUCCUCCAGCAAAGUCCUGGUUGGGCCCCGCCCGAACUACCACCUCGGCAGCAGAACCAAUAUCCUUGGAUACCUUUACUGCCUGAAAGUAUGAGACGCUUUAAAUGUGCCAAUUCAGAUCUUCGAGACAUGCUAGUCCGAGGUACGCAACCCCAGGCGCAACCCCAGGUACAACCCCAGAGACAACCCCAGGUACAACCCCAGGUGCAACGCCAAGAGCAGGCUGCACCUAGCAGGCCUAGAAGAGCGCGAGCACAGCCUUACGUUCCAGCUCAUCCAUACGCGAUUAUGUCCAUGUCCCCCACACCGAUCAUGUCAGCAGAUACGCCAUCCCCUGCGAUCAUGAUGUCAGCUUCACCGUAUGUAGGUGGUGCAAUGCCACCGCCUCCUAGGGCCAGGCCGAUGUAUAUAACUAGGCCAGAAUAUUAUGUGCCUCCUGCCAGUCCUGUUCGGCAACACCCCCCUCUCCAUAAUGCAGCUCUCCAUGGGUCUUUGGCUCCCUCUCCUGUAGCCUUGCCUCAACAGAGAGUCGCUUACAGUCCGGGGAUUCCGACCACCAAUCCACCCUCUUAUGAAGUCGUACAGGCGAUGACCAACCAAAUGCAGCUGACACACCCGGGUCAAUCCUCCUCGCCGCGACAACAACCACAGCUACCACCAACCCAUCCGGAGUAUUGGGUGAAUAGACCCGGCCACCAUGGGCCUCGCCACUGAGGUCUUCACCUGCAGCCCCGCCAGACGCAAGACGACCAUGAAGACAUGCUAGCCAACCAAAAAUGAAGAGCGAUGGAUUGAGACUCUCCCCCCUACAGCUUGGGUUCGGGUUUCAGAUAUGAUAG
This is a messenger RNA of Aspergillus eucalypticola CBS 122712, 2888 nucleotides long. RefSeq lists its product as uncharacterized. The transcript has 2 exons. The coding region runs from base 1 to 2763 and encodes 920 amino acids. NCBI's taxonomy places the organism in Eukaryota, Fungi, Ascomycota, Eurotiomycetes, Eurotiales, Aspergillaceae. The record is from RefSeq and is a predicted model, not a curated record.